GGCCCUUAGGAGGUCAUGCAUGAGUGUGUGUGUGUGGUGUGUAAUCUGCAGCACGACCUGGCUCAGCCAUGUUUUAAUUGGUUUAAAGUGCACAUUAUAAUUGCUUUCUCCCACAAACCUCUUCAGGUUAAAGAAGAGACAAAGGCAGCCCCCAAGAGUUUGAAAGAGAGUUCAGAUAGUAAUGGCAGUUUCAGUAGUCGCUCCCAGUCAGUGCCCAGUCUGGAGCCUGCUAAAAGGCUGCUGCGGACCAAGAGCCCCCAGCCUGCUCGAGAUCCUCUUGGACAUGCCCAGUCCCAGCCCCAGUUCCGGGAGCGAUUCCAGAGCCCUUCACCCACAAGAAGCAGGUUUUCUAUUAUCAAGAACCCAGACCCAUCCAACAUCCAAGAGCACUUCAAAAGCCCUGAGCCCCGUCCAGGUUUGCAAAAUCAUGAGCCUGUCCUGAAUGGAAAUAGCAAGACCAAUGGUCCUUUAGCUAGCAACACCACAACCACAGUCAGUGCCUGUCAGCCAGAGAUGACCGAGGAACCGAAUGGUGUAACUUGCAAGAAGGUUGUGAAGGUGGUGAAGAGAGUGGUGAGGAGGAUAGAACCUGUAAAUGAGCACGCUGCUGCUACUUCUAAGUCCGCAACUCUUUGUCAGACUCCCACAGAGCCUCCAAAAUCUGCCUCUGAGCCACCCAAACCCUCAACAAUGUCUUUGAUACCCCAGUCUGCCCCUGAACCAUCCAAACCUAUGCCAACAUCUGUGCCCAAGGUCACAAAGAUGCCCAUGUUUUCUUUUAAACAUGACUCCAUAAAGAAGGAGGAGAGAGAUGACGUGUCCAAAGGAGUAACCAGCCUGUUGAUCCGGGGUAGGACCAGGGAGCUGCGACCUCGUCCUUGUAAGGAGGUGUCUGCAGAAAAACAAGAACCCAAAGAGGAGGUGAACACCGAGGACAAAACAACCUCGGCAGCAACAGGGAAGAGUGUGCAGAAACCAGAAGCCAAUCGAAGUAUGCAUUCAAAGCCAGCGGAAAAGACUUGGGCAUCUUCUCCUUCGAUCUCUCCUGCUACUUCACCUCCAGUUCAGUACCCCAUCACCCCACCAGCCGGAUUCAUCCCAGCUCCCAAGACAGUACUUGUGCCAAAGACUUCACACAUGGUUCCUCAGCCUGGUUUUAUUCCUAAAGCUACCGAAGUCAUUAAAACCCCUCCAGUUUCUGCACCACCAACAUCCAUUCCAAAUCCUAAACCUGCAUCCAUUGUGCCCAAGCCAGCUCCUGUAACUUCCAAAGCACCUCCAGUGCUUACUCCAGUCAAAUCUACCAUUAACUCAUGUCCUGAACUGUUGACUACUUCGCCCAGGUUCACCCCAACCCCCAAACAACUGACGACAAAGAUCCUAAAGGUGAAGACAGUAUCACGUCUAUCCUUGACCCAAACUGCAAACUCUUGUCAGGGCAUCAUAUCUAAAGUCUGUCAUCUACCGAUGAUCCAAAAGGGACAGGUGGACGAGGAUCCUGUGGCUGUCCUCCAGGCGGCCCAUGCUGCUGCCGCCCAGCCUCAGGUGAAGACGGAGGAGCAGAUAGCUGCAGAGCAGGCAUGGUACGGCUCGGAGAAAGUGUGGCUGGUCCACAAGGAUGGCUUCUCUUUGGCCACUUUGGUGAAGACAGAGGCGGGCAGCCUGCCAGAGGGAAAGGUGAAGAUCAAACUGGAACAUGACGGGACAGUACUGGAUGUGGAUGAGGAUGAUGUGGAGAAGGCAAAUCCUCCAUCCUUUGACCGCUCUGAAGACUUGGCGACUCUGCUCUACCUGAACGAGUCGAGCGCGAUGCACUGUCUGCGGCAGCGCUACGGAGGAAACCUCAUCCACACUUACGCUGGGCCCAGCAUGGUGGUCAUCAACCCCAUCAGCGCUCCUUCCAUGUACUCUGAGAAGGUGAUGCACAUGUUUAAAGGCUGCAGGCGUGAGGACACAGCACCUCAUAUCUAUGCUGUGGCUCAGUCGGCCUACCGGAACCUUCUGACCACACGGCAGGACCAGUCCAUCGUUCUGCUUGGCAAAAGUGGCAGUGGGAAGACCACCAACUGCCAGCACCUGGUGCAGUACCUGCUGUCCAUUGCUGGCAGCACUGGCAAGAUCUUUUCUGCAGAGAAAUGGCAGGCAGUCUACACUAUCCUGGAGGCAUUUGGGAACUGCACUACCUCCAUGAAUUCAAAUGCAAGCCGUUUCUCCCAGAUUGUCUCUCUGGACUUUGACCAAGCCGGCCAGGUGGCCUCUGCCUCCAUCCAGACGAUGCUGCUGGAGAAACUGAGGGUGGCCAAGAGGCCGGAGGCUGAGUCCACUUAUAAUGUGUUUUAUUACAUGAUGGCUGGGGCUGACAGCACUCUCAGGACCGAGCUUCAUUUCAACCACUUUGCUGAGAAAAACACCUUUGGAAUUAUGCCUCAUUCAAAGUCUGAAGACAAGCAGAAGGCAGCACAGCAGUUCACUAAGCUGCAGGCAGCUAUGAAGGUGCUCGGUAUCUCUGCUGAUGAGCAGAAAGCUCUUUGGCUCAUACUGGGGGCCAUCUACCACCUGGGAGCUGCCGGGGCCACGAAAGUCGGCCGUAAACAGUUUGCACAUCAUGAGUGGGCCCAGAAGGCGGCCUACCUCCUGGGCUGCACUCUCGAAGAACUUUCCUCAUCCAUCUUCAAACAUCAUCCAAAAGGAACCCUGCAGAGAUCCACCUCCUUCCGCCAAGGUCCAGAUGACAUCGGCGCUGGAGAAAGCCCAGGUACAAAAAUCACGGCUCUGGAGUGUCUGGAGGCCUUGGCUGCUGGGCUCUACGCAGAACUCUUUACUCUCGUCAUCUCCCUCAUCAACCGAGCACUGAAGUCAAGUCAGCACUCGCUGUGCUCUCUUCUAAUUGUGGACACUCCGGGUUUUCAAAACCCUCGGCUAGCGAAGCGCGGCGCCACUUUUGAGGAGCUGUGCCAUAACUAUGCUCAGGAGCGCCUGCAGGCCCUGUUCCAAGAGCGUACGUUUGUCCAGGAGCUUGAGCGAUACAAGGAGGAAAACAUAGAGCUUGCAUUAGAUGACAUAGAGCCCAGUACUUCCUUAUCUGUAGCAGCUAUAGACCAGGCCUCAACCCAAGCGCUGGUGAGGACUCUGGCGAGGACUGAUGAGGCACGCGGAUUGUUGUGGCUGAUGGAGGAAGAGGCUCUGCAGCCCGGGGGCUCCGAGGAAACUUUGCUGGAGCGCCUUUUCAGCUACUACGGCCCCACAGAGGGAGAGGUCAAAGGCCCGAACCUUCUACUGAAGAGUGAGAAGCAGUAUCACUUCCUGCUGGGUCAUAGUCAUGGCACAGACUGGGUGGAAUAUGAUGUUCUGGGCUGGUUGUGUCACGCCAAGCAGAACCCAGCCUCCCAGAAUGCUGUCACUCUGCUACAGGACUCGCAGAAGAAGAACAUUAGCGGGUUGUUCAUGGGGCGUUCAGGAGGCGCCACCGUGCUUUCAGGCUCCAUUGCCGGCCUUGAAGGAGGUUCUCAGCUGGCCCUGCGUCGGGCCACCAGCAUGAGGAAGACUUUCACCACCGGCAUGGCUGCCGUCAAAAAGAAGUCCCUGUGUAUCCAGAUCAAGCUGCAAGUGGAUGCUCUUAUAGACACAGUGAGGCGUUCCAGGGUGCAUUUUGUGCACUGCCUGCUGCCCAAAGCAGAGGCUCUGAGUGGAGAGCUGCGUUUUCAUGGAGAAAGCUGUGACACGGGGCUCAUGCAGCUAGACGUGGUGCUGCUGCGCGCUCAGCUCCGAGGCUCCAAGCUGCUUGAUGCUCUGCGCAUAUAUCGCCAAGGUUACCCCGAUCACAUGGUGUUCUCCGAGUUCCGCCGGCGCUUUGACGUACUCGCACCACACCUGACUAAAAAACAUGGACGUAACUAUAUUGUGACAGAUGAGAAAAGGGCUGUGGAGGAGCUACUAGCGUUUCUGGAGCUGGAGAAAAGCAGCUAUCACAUGGGUUUGAGCAGGGUAUUCUUCCGGGCAGGUGUUCUGGCUAAGCUGGAGGAACAGAGGGAUCUGCAGACCAGGCGCAACAUCACGCUCUUCCAGGCCACCUGCAGAGGCUACCUCGCCCGGCAAGCCUUCAAAAAGAGGAAGAUCCAAGACCUGGCCAUCCGCUGCAUCCAGAAGAACAUCAAGAAGAACCAUGGCGUGAAGGACUGGCCCUGGUGGAAGCUCUUCACCACCGUACGGCCUCUCAUCCAAGUGCAGCUCAGCGAGGAGCAGAUUCGUGGCAAAGACGAGGAGAUUCAGCAGCUGAAGCUGAAGCUGGAGAAAGUGGAGAAGGAGAGAAACGAGCUGCGACUCAACACUGAUCGUUUAGAGAGCAGGAUCACAGAGCUGUCAUCAGAGCUAGCUGAUGAAAGGAACACGGGCGAGUCUGCCUCUCAGCUGCUCGAGUCCGAGACCUCCGAGAGACUACGGCUGGAGAAGGACAUGAAAGACCUUCAGGCCAAGUUCGACACUAUGAAGAAGCAGAUGGAGUCUAUGGAGAUGGAGGUCAUGGAGACUCGGCUCAUACACGCCUCCGAGCUUAACGGAGAGAUGGACGACGAUGACACAGGAGGAGAGUGGAGACUGAAGUAUGAGCGAGCAGUCCGUGAGAUUGAGUUCACCAAGAAGAGGCUGCAGCAAGAGUUCGACGACAAGCUGGAGGUGGAGCAGCAGAACAAGAGGCAGCUUGAAAGACGGCUGACAGACAUGCAGGCAGACAAUGAGGAGGUGCAGCGGGUGGCGCAGCAACUGAAGAAGAAAUGCCAAAAGCUGACAGCCGAGCUUCAGGACACCAAACUCCACCUGGAGGGCCAGCAAAGUCGCAACCAUGAGCUGGAGAAGAAGCAGAGGAAGUUUGACUCUGAGCAGAGUCAGGCCCAAGAGGAGGUGCAGAAAGAGAGAAGUCAGCGUGAGAAGCUGAGCCGGGAGAAAGACAUACUGACUGGAGAAGUAUUCGGCCUCCGACAACAAUUGGAGGACAAAGAUCUGGAAAUGUGUGCUCUCAAUCUGAAGCUGGAGCAGAUGGAGGCUGAGCUGCAGGAUCUGAACUCUCAGGAGUCAAAGGAUGAGGCCUCACUAGCCAAGGUCAAAAAGCAGCUCCGUGACUUGGAGGCAAAAGUCAAAGAUCAGGAGGAGGAACUGGAUGAGCAAGCAGGCAGUAUUCAAAUGUUGGAGCAGGCCAAGCUACGUUUAGAGAUGGAAAUGGAGAGGCUGAGACACACGCACUCUAAAGAGAUCGAGAGCAAAGAUGAUGAGGUGGAGGAGAUCAGACAGUCAUGUAGUAAGAAGCUGAAGCAGAUGGAGGUCCAGUUGGAGGAGGAGUAUGAAGAUAAACAGAAGGUCCUUAGGGAUCGAAGAGAGCUGGAGGCCAAGCUGCUGACCGCACAAGACCAGGUUAGCCACAGAGAUAUAGAGACAGAAAAGCGCCUCAGGAAAGAUCUAAAACGCACCAAAGCCCUUCUGGCUGAUGCCCAGAUCAUGCUGGACCACCUGAAGAACAACGCACCUAGCAAGAGGGAGAUUGCCCAGCUGAAAAACCAGCUGGAGGAGUCAGAGUUCACCUGUGCUGCUGCAGUCAAGGCCCGCAAGGCCAUGGAGGUGGAAAUCGAGGACCUUCAUGUUCAGAUGGAUGACAUCUCCAAAACCAAGCAGGCUUUGGAGGAACAACUGAGCCGUGUGCAGCGGGAGAAGAACGACCUGCAGUCGCGCAUGGAGGAAGACCAGGAGGACAUGAACGAGCUCAUGAAGAAGCACAAAGCAGCUGUUGCCCAGUCCUCUCAGAGCCUGGCACAGGUCAGCGAGCUCCAGACGCAGCUAGAGGACGCUAUGAAGGAGAAACAGGAAGUCCAGGAGAAGCUCACGGCACUGCAGAGUCAGUUGGAGUUUCAAGAACAGUCUAUGGUGGACAAAUCUCUGGUCAGCAGGCAAGAGGCCAAGAUCCGUGAGACCGAGACCAAACUUGAGUUUGAGAAGACACAGGUGAAACGUCUGGAGAGUCUAGUGUCGAGGCUGAAGGAGAAUAUAGAAAAACUGACUGAGGAACGUGACCACCGUAGCACCAGUGAGAACCGUGAGAAGGAGCAAAACAAACGACUGCAGCGUCAAAUCCGUGACCUCAAGGAGGAGAUGGGUGAACUGGCCAAAAAGGAGGCUGAAGCCACCCGGAAAAAGCACGAGUUGGAAAUGGACAUUGAGAGCAUGGAAGCUGCAAAUCAGAGUCUUCAGGCAGACCUCAAGCUGGCCUUCAAAAGGAUCGGUGACCUGCAGGCGGCUAUCGAAGAUGAGAUGGAGAGCGAUGACAACGAGGAUCUUAUCAACAGUUUACAAGAGAUGGUGACUAAGUAUCAGAAACGAAAGAACAGAAUUGAAGGUGACUCAGAUUCCUGCACUGAAGUGGAGGACCGAGUUGAUGGUGUGAAGUCCUGGCUCUCAAAAAACAAAGGCUCGGCCAAGAACCUGUCAGAUGACAGCAGCCUGAAGAGCUCAAGUCCCGCCUCUGGUCGAAGACGCUUCUGCCUCAACAGAUCUGAUGAGGAAGAGGAGGAGGAGAAGGAAGAAAAGCGCACAGCCCGACGCGCCUACCGCUGCUGAUAUGCCUGGAGCAGCUACCUGAAUGACAGGGGCAAGCAGGAGACGAGCAUGUUACACUUCUAUACACUCACAAACAAGCAAACACACACGCGCACUCUCUCUCUCUCUCUCUCUCUCUCUCUCUCUCUCUCUCUCUCUCUGUCUCUCACACACACACACACACACACACACACACACCCCUCACAUCUUGCUACUCAGUAUUGGCAUCCUCCUUUGAGUCCUGAUGCAAAUGAGAGGAUCUCUAUCAAGGAAAAGUAUUCUGGAGCACCAUCAUCCAUCUCUUUACUGCACUGCGCGCGCACACAGCCGUCACAUUUUAUUAUCGCAUAUAGUAAUGUCACUUCUACUUUCGUGCAUUGUGUUAUGGAUACUUACGCCUUCAAGUAUCAAAGACGCACUACACUGGAAGUUUUUGGGGAUUUUUUUAUUUUAUGUCGUUGGACCUGCUUUGUCUCGUUUCCCCAAGUACUUCCCCAGAGUGUACUGUACCGUUCCACCUGGUCCCUCCUGGUCCUGCCGGCACAAGUCAAGCUGAGCCCAGGGAUUACCUUGCUAGUGUAAAGUGGGGAGAUUUGUCCUGUUUGCACUUGAUUAAAAAUAGGAAAAUGGAAACAAAUAUUGUUCUACCAAAAAAGCUUUUGUUGCAAGUGUGUACAUAGAUUUUUCAGGAAAAAAAUUUUUUUUUCCUUUCCUUGACUUUGAGUAAUGUAAGGAAAGUAGUGUCAUCAAUAUAAUCUCAGCUUUCUGUAGGUAUGAGCAACCCCCCCCCCCCCCCCCACACACACACACACACACUGCGUCCUGAGACCCUGAGCUGUCUUUCCUCAGCGAUCUUGCAGUGCAGCGAAUUCAUUUUUUCAUGCUGAAGAAGGCUGCAACCUCUGUUUCUCCCUCUCUGUCCUCACUGUGAUUUUGGGAUGUCGCACAUCAUUCGCCUGAUAGUACUGUGCUCAUGAUUGAAAUUCUCGGCUCAGCUGUCAUCUUCCUUUUUCACCAUUGUGUUUAUGCUUAUUUUGCUUCUUGCUCCUAGCGUACAUUCUGGCUUUCCAAAGGGAAUGUGCUUGAUCCUCAGUUUGGUGCAGUUUGACGAUUACCUUGCCCAUUUCCUUUAUUUUCACAUGGUCAAAUACUGGAAAGUGCAUCAUCUUUGACAGUUGUGAAUGGCUUUUAAAUUGAUAUUAUACAACUAAACAACACACAAGUGGCAUGAGCACAUGAAUGGAACUGAUGCUGUGAAUCCAGCUUUCCUUCCUUCCAUAAUUCCUUACACCCUUGCUUGCUUACUACCCUCCUUCCGUAUUUCCUCCCCUUCCUUUGUUCCUUAAGUAUGUUUCCAUGUUGGAUUCUGCAGUAUUUUCAGCCUUACUUUUUGCUUUUUAGGUAGAGCUGCACUUUCUUCUGCCGUUGCUCUUAUUUUGCUUUCAUUAUAGUAUUUAUGGACUAGCAUUAAUGAAGUGAGCAAAGUUGCCAAAUGCACACCGUUUUACAAAAAGCAUGGAGAGAAAAGAUCCGCUGCUUUUAUUUUAUUUCGAAGGGAGCCAGCAUUUGUUUCACGUGGUUUUUAUGAACUCUCAUAGGUCAGUGAUUUCUUCCUCAUUUCUAUGCAGUCAUUAUUAAUUUUAUUAUAAAGAGUGUGUGUUUUAUCAUGUUUUGGCUCCAGACAAACACAAGGCAAAAAGAUACAUAACACUGCUGGCUGUACACAUUAAUAUGAAUAUAUAAGUCUGUAUGAUUCAUCAUAGCUUUUAAAAUAACUCAUGUUUAUUUUCCUUCUUGAAUAAAUGACCACUUGUUAUAAGUAAUAAUUUUUCCAUUAUGGUUUAAUAUAUUGUAAAUAAAUGAUGGUGAUUGUUA
Molecule: messenger RNA, 8454 nt
Organism: Neoarius graeffei (lesser salmon catfish)
Lineage: Eukaryota; Metazoa; Chordata; Actinopteri; Siluriformes; Ariidae
Gene: myo18ab
Product: myosin XVIIIA b
Exons: 43
Coding region: 16-6600 (2194 amino acids)
Cellular component (GO): myosin complex
Molecular function (GO): protein binding; ATP binding; cytoskeletal motor activity
Source: RefSeq, a predicted model, not a curated record